Molecule: messenger RNA, 612 nt
Organism: Budorcas taxicolor (takin)
Lineage: Eukaryota; Metazoa; Chordata; Mammalia; Artiodactyla; Bovidae
Product: doublesex- and mab-3-related transcription factor C2-like
Exons: 4
Coding region: 1-612 (203 amino acids)
Biological process (GO): regulation of DNA-templated transcription
Cellular component (GO): nucleus
Molecular function (GO): sequence-specific DNA binding
Source: RefSeq, a predicted model, not a curated record
AUGGAUCCCAAUGAAAUGCCUGCUAUGCCCUGCUCCCUCCCCGACUCCACCACUGGACUUGAGACCAGAGCCCCAUGUGGGAUUGAACUUGGCCCCAGAAGAUCUAUAGAUCACUGUGCCCGCUGCCACAACCACGGCAUCACUGACCAAAUCAAGGACGAGGAGCACCUCUGCCUCUUCCAGGCCUGCGAGUGUGACAAGUGUGUUCCCUUCUCGGAACACUACAGCAUCUUGCCUGCUGAACGUGACUUGAAGGUGGAGCAGGGGCCAUACGUAAGGAGGCGCCCGACUCGAGGACGGAUAAGGAGCGGGACUACCUCUCCCAGAGCUCACAGCCGUGCCAAGAAGUUGGGCGCUCGAGCAAGAGUCCCCAACGAUCUUCCAAGGCGCUCUGCUGCUCGGUCAAGUCUUGGACUCUUUGUCUCUGUCCUGGACUCCAGCACCCUUGAAGAAGCAACUAACAAUUUCUCUUUUGAGGAAGUCAUACAGAUCCCCUGCCCUGCCCAGCAGGCUCCCGAAGCUUCCAACCAGGCCUCGGUUUCUGCCUCCUCAGAGUGGCAGCGAAAACUGGAAGCAGCCGAGGCUCUGCUGGCUCUGAGAGAAUCUUCCUAG